GGGGGAGAGACGGUUGGGCCGGAGACGCGACCAGAGGGGAUGCCGAGCGGCGUGUGAAGCAGGGCUGGUGGAUACCCGCGGCGCCCGCCCGCCCGCUCGCUUCGCUUCGCUCCGGACCGGGAAUGUUUUCCAGAAAGGGCCAUGGAGACGUCAAGAAAUCUGCACAGAAAGUUCUGGACCCGAAGAAGGACGUGCUGACCCGUCUCAAGCACCUGAGGGCUCUCGUAGACAUUCUAGAAAGAAGUGAACUCAAGCAGUUUUUUGAAACCAACUACUCUCAGAUUUAUUUUAUCUUUUUUGAAAACCUAUUCACACUGGAAAGUAGCUUAAAGCAAAAAGGGAAUAAGUCACAGAGGGAGGAGCUGGACUCCAUUCUCUUUCUGUUUGAGAAAAUACUUCAACUUCUUCCUGAGAAGAUCAACAGCAAAUGGCAAUUUCACAGCAUAGGCUCAAUUUUGAAGAAACUUUUGCACACUGGAAACUCAGUUAAGAUAAGAUGUGAAGGGAUUCGUCUCUUCCUACUUUGGAUACAAGCACUGCAAGAGAAUUGCUCAGAUGAACAGUUAAUGAUAUUUGCUUGUCUAGUCCCUGGUUUUCCAGCUGUUUUAUCACAGAUUGGACCAUGUACUUUAGAUACGCUUAUAAACCCCACAUGCAACAUGUCUGAUGCAAAAGUUGCUCCAGAAGAGAUUGCUCCUCUGUUACCACCAGUUUUGGGGGAAAAGCUAUCUGAUGACACAACUUGUUUCUUUCUUCAAGCCCUUUUGAAAUACAUGGUAAUCCAGGCUGCAAGCUUGGAAUGGAAGAGUAAAGAAAAACAAGAAAGUGGUUUUAAGUUUCUUUUUGCCUUGUUUAAGAGGUUUUAUCUUUUCCACUUAUUUCCAUCCUUUACAAAAUUUACCAACCUUUAUGAUCCCUUACUUGAAAUUCCUCAAAUGAGGCCAGCACCAUAUUAUAUUCCAGCACGGAAUAACGAAAGCAAUUACAGCACAAGGGACCAGUACCUGGCAGCUAGGGUGGCAUUUAUUAAAUGGCUUGUGACCUUCUUUCUGGAAAAGAAAUACACCACAAGUCAAAAUACUAAGAAUGGUGGGGAAAUGCUACCCAAAAUUAUUCAGUCUGUGACUGCUAACCCAUUAACUCAGGACAAAGCCAAUGAAUUGGAGACGAAUGGGACUUCAGAACAAGAUCGAUCCCACUCCAACAGCAGUACACUCUCUGACAGAAGACUCAGUGCCUCCAGUAUCUGCAGCAUUGAAGAAGAGCAUCGAACAGCCUACGAGAUGGUUCAGAAAGUACUACUUUCCAAUCGAGCUAAUGUGAAUUUUAUAAAUGAAGUGUUUCACCAGGCUUUUCGUUUACCAUCUUGUGAAGCAUCAGCAACAAAGAAUGUAAUAAAGGUAUAUCGGAAAUGGAUUUUGCAAGAAAAUAAACCUUUAUUUAUGGCAGAACCAGAAAAAAUGGAGAUUGAAGAAGAUGCUGUUGACGAUUUGAAUCAUCUUUCUUCAGUACAGACCGAUGGUAAAAAGCCUGGUGAGCAGUUCAGGCACAGGCGCACAUCUAGCUGGGGAAGAACAUAUUCAUUUACAAAUGCCAUCAACCGGGGUUGUGUUUUUGAAGAGGAAGAUGCAAACAUUCAAGCUGGUACUCAGGCAACUUUACAGGUGUUUUUAACAAAUUCUGCAAAUGUAUUCUUGUUGGAACCCUGUGCUGAUAUUCCCAAGUUCAUGGCCGAUCAGAUGGAUGUGUGCAAGGCAGUGCUGAGCAUCUACAGGCACAUGAUCAUGGAGUUAACCAUGAGCAGAAAGACAUGGGAACAGCUUUUGCGAGUCCUGCUCAAGAUCACUGAAACAGUUAUGCAAAAACCACUGGAUAUGCACAAAAGGGAUAUUUUUGCAGAAAAUAUGUCUGGACUGCUUUUCCGGACUCUCAUUGUGGCCUGGAUCCGGGCUAGUUUAAAUGUUUUUAUCUCCCGUGAACUAUGGGAUGAGCUGCUUUCUGUCCUGUCUUCUCUUACUGCCUGGAAUGAACUGAUUAUUGAAUGGGCAAAAAUUAUGGAUUCACUUACUGUGGUGUUAGCAAGAUGUGUCUAUGGUCUGGACAUGAAUGACCUACCACUGGAGAAGCUGAGUGAGCAGAAGGAAAAAAAGCAAAGAGGGAGAGGUGUAUGUCAAGAUCUUAACAAGGUAACUGGAGUGGGUCGAUCCUUUUCCCUGAGUUGGAGAACUCAAACUGAUUGCCCACCAGAACAUAUGCGAUUCAGAAGUGCUACUACCUCAGGUGCCCCAGGAGUUGAAAAGGCCAGAAAUGUUGUUCGUCAGAAAGCUACAGCUAAGCGAAGCCAGUCUAUCAGCAACUGUGUGCAUCUUUGUGAGGCUUUACCAAGCACUAAAAGUGUUCCUCUACUGCUUCAUACUGUGAGCUCUCUCUUACCUGGCAUCACUCAUGCCUCUUCUUCUCAGAAACUGUCAGAAGAUGAAGAGUUUCAGCAGGCUGAAAAUCUACCAGAUGCAGACCCUCUGAUGGGAGAACAGAAGCUUACACACAGCAGCAGCACUUCUGAUAUUGCAGACCAACUGUGUUCUGAUCUCUUACCAGUGCAAAAAAGGGAGCAUUCAGCCAGCUUCAGUAACUCAGAGUCAAAGACAACUGUUACAGAAAACCGAAAAACUGGGGCAAAAGAGGAUGACACUCCUGUUAUAACAAUACGGAGGAGCAGUAGCCCCGGUGAGCUAGAAAGUAAUGCAGAUACUGUCCAGCCAUCUCAAGCAAAAUUCAGAUUGAGAAAUAAAAGUGAGAGCGUUAGUAGUGAAACAUCCAAUGGUUUUAGUAGCUUCAAUGAAACAGAUGUAUCCCUACCUCCCUGGAAGACCUUCGAUGAAGAAUCAGAAGCUGUGGUAACUGAUGUUGUUAUUGACGCUGAUGCGUCACACAGUUGGCAGCAGUUAUAUCCUUCUGAUGCCAGCACCCUUACAGGUUCUGAUACUGCUCUUCCUACCCUCUCUGCAACUUGCUCACAGCCUCAGCUCCCUUCUCUCUCUCCAACUUUCCCCAUACAAACUGAAUCAAAGGACUCUCCCCCAUUCCUGGAUGAAAAACUGCACCAGUCUGUCUUGCAAAUUCCUGAGGAUCUGGACAGUAGUGAGUGUCUAGCAGAUGAGUGCAGCAUCAUUGCUGGAGGAAGCCUCACUGGCUGGCAUGCUGAUGCAGCUGCCGUGUUAUGGAGAAGAAUUUUGGGAAUCUUGGGGGAUGUCAACUGCAUUCGCUGUCCUAAAAUCCAUGCUCGGGUUUUUGAGUAUCUUUGUGAUCUUUGGCAGAAAUUAGCUAAGAUCAGAGACAACUUGGGUAUUAGUCUAGAUAAUCAGACUUCACCACAGUCUCCAGUGUUGAUUCCACCUCUUCGUAUGUUUGUUUCCUGGUUGUUUAAGGCUACAACUCUGUCCAUUGAAUAUAAAGAGGGCAAGCUGCAGGCAUACAAGCUGAUUUGUGACAUAAUGACAAAGCGUCAAGAUGUCUUGCCAAACAUCGAUUUCUUAGUGCACUUUUAUCAUGUGAUGCACAGAGGGAUUGUAUAUGAGGAUCAGGAUGUCCUGAAUACACUUAUUAAGCACUGUUCACCCCGCUUUUUCCUGUUUGGUUUACCUGGUUUCAGCAUGAUGAUAGGAGAUUUCAUCACAGCUGCCACAAAAGUCCUCAGCUUAGAAACCCUGGAUGCUCCACGUUGUGAAGCGCAGAUUCUUCUUGGCUCUCUGGUCUGCUUCCCUAAUCUCUACCACCAGAUGCUGCUGCUGCAGCCUGUUGCUGGUGCCACUGACAUCAUCACAGGAAAUGAAGACAUCAAGGAUUAUUUGAUAAACAUUCUAAUGAGGAAUGCCAGGAAUGAGACUUGUGAGACUGCACGAUGUAUAGCAGUGUGCAGUAUUGGAAUCUGGAUUUGUGAAGAAUUGGUGGAGUGCACAAACCAUGCUCAGGUCAAAGAUGCAUUGAAUGUGUUAGGAGUGACACUUAAGUUUUCUAACAAAGUUGUUGCAGAAGUAGCUUGUGACGUUCUUCAGCUGCUGGUGACUCAUUGGGAAAGGAUGAAGAAGUAUGAGUUUCAGCUUCCCAAGAAAAUUACUGAAAUCCUUGUAGCCACGAUUGCAUUUCUUCUGCCAAGUGCAGAGCAUUCAUCAGUGGAUAUUGAUAAAAGGUUAAUAGUAUCUCUGUUGCUCUGCCUUUUGGAUUGGUGCAUGGCAAUUCCUGUAGAAACCCUCCUGGAACCUAUUAGUGCAUCUAUUCUGGAGGACCAAAUAACACGAAGAGCACCUUUGCUGGACUAUAUUUACAGGGUAUUGCACUCCUGUGUUUGUGGCUCUCACCUCUUCACCCAACAAAGUCAAUACCUCCUGACCCUUGCUGAUGUGUCCUCUACGGACUACGAUCCAUUUUUGACAUUGGGAAAUGUCAAGAAUUCUGAAUCUACUCAUUCGUACGUCUCCAAGGAUAUUGCUAGUCUUCUUACUGUCACUGAAGGUAAGAAGAAACGAAGUUUGGAACUGAUCCCUCUUACAGCGCGGAUGGUAAUGGCACACCUCAUCAACCAUCUGGGGCACUACCCACUAAGUGGAGGUCCGGCCAUACUUUACAGCCUCAUUAGUGAGAAUCAUGAUAAUCCCCACGUCGAGUCAUCCGAUCUGUCUGCUGAGGUCUUUAAAAGUCCAAAUUUGCAACUCUUUGUGCUUAACGACAGCACCCUAAUUUCCUACCUUCAGAUUCCUGCAGAGGAAGAAAGGACUUUAAGCAGUGAACCAAAGGUUCCUGCCUCAGACGUAAGGGUAAUUGUGCGUGAUAUCUCUGGAAAGUAUUCUUGGGAUGGUCAGAUUUUGUAUGGACCUUUUGACAAUCAGAUGCCUUGUUGUAAAGACUGUAAAACAUCAGUAUCGUCAAACAUAAAUAAGAUGCUUGGCAACCAAUUAGAUACACAGAGAUCAGACCCUGGUCUUUUUCAAGAAGAUGAUGAUCUUGAUAAGCUACUUGAAGACUUGGGUAACAGCAGUCCAGAAUGCCUACCCCAUCCACAGCUAAAUAUAAGUGAGCCUUCUCCAGCACCACUUGGUAUGAGCUGUGAACAAGAAAGAGACAUCAUUGAUUCUAUAAUCAGGCAGAACAAUCAGGAGGAGGAGUACAUUCGCAGAUGGAACAGAGAUCCAAGUAUGAGUGUGGCCUGUCAGAAAGAAUCUGUUCAUCAUGAACCACAGGCACUGUUCUACUAUUGCAAAUUGUUUCUUAACGAUAUGGGAAUGAAUUCCUGGGACCGAAGGAACAGUUUUCAUCUUCUGAAGAAAAAUUCAAAGCUAUUAAGGGAAUUAAAAAAUUUGGAUUCCAGGCAAUGUCGUGAAACUCAUAAAAUUGCAGUGUUUUACAUUGCUGAAGGACAAGAAGACAAGUGCUCGAUCCUUUCAAACACUAGAGGAAGCCAAGCAUAUGAAGAUUUUGUAUCUGGGCUCGGCUGGGAGAUCAACCUGUCCACACAUUGUGGUUUCAUGGGCGGUUUGCAGCGGAAUGGCAGUACAGGGCAAACUGCACCUUACUACGCUACCUCUACUGUGGAAGUCAUCUUCCAUGUUUCCAGCAGAAUGCCAUCGGACUCUGAUGAUUCGAUAACAAAAAAGCUUCGUCACCUGGGGAAUGAUGAAAUUCACAUCAUCUGGUCUGAGCAUACAAGGGACUACCGCAGGGGCAUUAUUCCUACGGAUUUCGGAGAUGUUUUGAUCAUCAUCUAUCCAAUGAAAAAUCACAUGUUUUACAUACAGAUUUUAAAGAAGCCAGAAGUCCCAUUUUUUGGUCCUCUCUUUGAUGGAGCUAUUGUGAAUGGAAAACUUCUUCCUAGUCUUGUCCGUGUCACAGGCAUCAAUGCCAGUCGAGCUGUGAAGACUCUCAUACCCCUCUACCAGGGCUUCUAUGAAGAAAGAGCUCAGUACGUUGAAGCAAUAGUUCAGCAACACAAAGAGAUCAUGACAUUUGAAGAUUUUGCAGCUCAAGUCUUCUCCCCUACCCCAAGCUACUCGCUCAGUAACAUGGGUUCUCUUAGCAGAAGUCUCAGCACUGAAGUGUCGAUAACUGUGGGACCUGACCCAGUGGAUCAGUCCUCCCCACCACUGCCACGUGCCACAAAAAGCAGAGUCUCUGGGAAACUUCGCCGCUCUGCCAGUUCACUCAGCAAAUCUUCAAACUGAAGGACCUCAAAUGGACCUGUGAUAAACAGAGGCCUGCUUUUCAGCCUCUUUGUUUUUCUAACUAAUUUUCUGUCUUAAAAUAACAUCCACUUCAAAUGGAAUUUGAAGCCUUCAUCUUUCUUUGAUGUAAAAUGUAAUCCAGGUGCAGGAAAGCAGUGUUCCAGAUCUUACUCUUUCAGCAGAAGAUGCCCAAUGUUAGUCUAUUCAGAGUUCAAACACUGUACAUUUCAGAGGAAGCCAUUAUGGUUUAAAGGCCUUAUGGUAAUCCCAUUAGCCAUAUUUGGGAGGAUGCCUGAUUUUUCUGGUUGGGCUGUUUCACUAAUCAUGGUAUGGAAUGUCAUGUGUAACAUUAUUAUGUUUCUGUUGACCCAGAAGCCACAUGAAGACGAUAUCAGAAGUUAUCACACUUGCCUGUUUACUGUGGUAUGUUUGGUGUCUGAGACACUACAAAUGAAUGUGGCUCAGUUUGGACACUCUAAACUGUGCAACAUGAAGCUUAACUAUUGUUGGUUGAAGUCUUUUAUCAAUAUUGUAACCAAGUGGAAAAACACUUCUUAUCUGAAAUGUAUAUGAACAAUAGACGGGACUUUUUUUUAAAAAAAAGUGACAGUUUAUUGGUUGAGCUCUAAUUCCAAAUUGAAGUUUGUGUUUCUUUAUAUUUUAAAAAGUUAAAGGAUUGGACAGGGGAGACGUUAAGAGAGGGUUCUUAGUCUGUGUAUGUGUGUGUGGGUGUCACACCCCUGGCAGAAGAAAGGCUUUGUUCAACAGGCACAGAUUGUUCUUGUGCUUUUGUUCUUUUAAUACAAAUAUGUGCUCAGUAUAUUCAAUAUCUGCAAAAUAGAUUUUGUGUUUACCUUGUCUCGUUUACCCAGUUUCCUCGUGUACCCCACCCCCGCGCCCCCAUACUUCUAAAUUAUUUUCUCCUACUUGUUUAUUCCUUGAAAAUUGCUGCUAGACCGACUGGGAAAAGCACCAGAAUCAUUGGAAGAAUCUCAGCUGCCUGGUCACACCUUCUCACCCUGAGUCUCUUGCUAGGAAAUUUGCAUUCAACUUGAGGAGUUGUAUAUUGGGAAAGCUUAGAAAAAGGCUUUAUUUUUAUUUGUUCUGGUUGUUAUAAAAUAAGUCUGCACUGCAUUUUGCUUCAAAUAUUUUACACAUUUGUAACAUUAAAUCAAGGAAAGAAUAAUGUUCAGAUUCUUAUGAGGCCAAACUUUGGUCUUUUUAAUACAUGUUGAACAUGAAAUAUGUUGCCGUUUUAAAGAUUUACAAGCACAAGUAUCACAGGAGAAUGGUACAUACCAAAUAUCCAAACAAAGUGGAAUAAUUCCUCACUGUGCAGGAAACGCACAGCAGGUUAAUCGGAAAGUGAAAGAUGGGGUAAUGUCUGGGAUGUGACCCUUUAUCAGAAUUAAAUCAGAAAUUUAAACCAUAUCAUGGAUAGCAGAUUGGAAUAUGAUGUGGUAAGUUGUAAGGACGAUUUAUGUGUAGUUCUGCCAGUUAAUUGGGUGCCUGUUGCAAAUCGUAUAUCUAAAUUUAAAAUCUCACCCAUCACUGACGAAUAAAAUGUAUGGUUCCUGUUCUCGGUGUUGCAUUCUUCAACUUUUCCAUGUUAUGUUUAAACACUUAGUCGCCAUUCCCAAUUGGACCAUUAUUGUCACAAACAUUAUAAUACCUUUGUGAUGCUCCAGUAAAAACAUCAUUCCAAUUUUGCUCAUUGUCAAUGUUUUCAAUAGAUGAUCAUUAUGCAGUUUGAGGUUUUGCGUCCUCAUUACCAACAAGGCCCUUGGGGAUUAAAAUCUAAUCUGAGCCACAACAACAAAAACAUUGCAUGUUGGCAAUUGUUUCCGAAUUGUAAUUUUUCACCAUUUUGAUGCAUGGAACCAAUAAAGAAGAAAUAGAGGAAGCACAGCUCCAUUUGGUGUAAUUUCUUAAUGUGGAGCUUUGUUUAUAGUGAGGAAUAUCAUCAUAGUGCUUGAAGAUUGUCACAAUUGGAACAGUAGUUCUGUUAACCUUUUGUAUGCAAAUGUUUGCUCUCAGAGCACUUCAUUUUGUAUCCUUGUGUUCCUGUAUGCUUCCUUCAGUUGACAUAAGGGUUGUAGUUUAUUAUUAGAAACUAUAUCUAUGUUGAGGACUCUGUAAACUGAGAAAAAAAUUGUGCUUUCCAUUUUAAAUUUCCAAGGUUUGUUACCUACAGAAAGGGAUUAUUUUAUGUGUAUGUGAUGGGAAUUCAAAUGUUCUGCAGUGAUGUAACCAAUGUGUUUCUCAAUGGAUUAUGUGGCAGUACUGUUUCUGUUGCACUUGUUCUUUGUGUACACGUCAAGUGAAUGUGCUCUUCAGUUGUCCAAUGGACAACACUUUAUUUUUAUUAUAUGUAAAUAUGGAGUAAUAUUUGAUAAGCAGAUUAUAAAAGGCAGUCUUUUUAAGUUAUAAUUCGAUUCUUUCACCAUGUGCUGUUAGCUUGAGUGAAUUUUUGUGCUUUGAAAACACAGCAGAGCCUCAGGCGAUCUACCACCCAAUGUACUCAGUAUAUAUGAUCAUACAAUUGGAGACACAGUCUCAGUGAUAAAGUAAUUCCCGUUUCAUGUGGCAUCCUUGCAUACAAUGCUACAACUGGAAAAUGUACCUUUACAGAUUGGGAUUUGUUGUUAGUUUAAGUUAGUUUAUUUGUUUCCUUAAUCCCUUUUUUUAAACCCGAAUAAUGAAUAUUCUUAGAGGCUUUUUUUUGUAAAGGACAAUGUUUUCUUAAGUAAUGUUUGUGUAACUUUCUAAUGAUAAAUAUUGCAAAGUAGAAUUAAAGAAUUGUGCAUAACCUCAGACAUUUCUUAAUUUCACAGCAUUCUUGGACAAAGGUAAUGUGCUUCUUUUAAUUUUCUAUUGAAAUCUUUAGUUGCUAAAAGGUUUAAGCUAGGGGUUCUCAAAUAUUUUGGGCUCAAGAACCUCCCUUGACAUUAGGCAUCCUGACUGAGGAUACCCAUACAAUAAAUCCAGAGAAAUUGAGUACCUUACUUUAAUUGCAACAACAUUUUAAAAGAAUUAAAGAAAAUAAAUAAAAGUAAUGCUUGCAAUUUUAAUGUAGAUAUCACACAAACUCUGGCUUCUGCAUGCAUAAUGGGAUGGUGUGCCUGGUAAUCUCUGCACAAGUCAUCAUAUCGUGGUUUAAUUCCAGUCAAUGAUACUCGCAAGUCACUUUCCAGAUGCAGAAGUGCUCUAACAAUUGUAAGGUUAGGUAAGAACUUGAGUUGGUUCAUUAUAACACUUCUCAAAUUAUAAGGGACAGGUGAAGUGGGGAGGGGAGAGAAAGAAACAAAUACACAAUCAUUGCUCUCUGCAAAUUUGUACUUUUCUCUAUUAUCUAACUACGCAACCCUCAAAAAGCCUGAACUCCAUAGUAUUCCUUUAGUCACCAACCCUAGGUUUAAUUGAAGAAGUCAUUUCAACAUUUUACUAGUUAUAUUUUUACUGAUGAUGAUUCCCUUUUACCCCAAAGUAUUUUCACACAGACAACAUAUUUGGCGGCCUAGAGCCCAGGCAAUAAGAGCUGAAUGGAAUUUUUUUAAAAAGUAAAUAAAGCAAUGAAAUAUUGAGAUGCUAUGCCUGAUGCUGAAACAGAGCCCUUGUUUUUCCCUUAGCUUUGGGCAGAGAUAGAGGGCUCAGGGCUAUGGUUUUGCCUGGAGACCUGUACUGCGAGAAGCUCUGCGCUCGCUUCAGUUUGGCUUUCUGGACCGACUUCCUCAAAAACCCAUUGCCUUCAUCCACCAGCGGGGAAGGACAUAUCGCCACUUGACAAAUGAAACACAUGGCCUCUGAAACCAUCUCACAGACCCCAGGGCUCUGCCAGCUCCAGUUUGGAAACCCUGGGUUUAAGCAAUAUCCAACUAAUGACAAACCAAUAUUUUGUAUCUCUAUUUAUUUUACUGUUGCAAAUGCAAAUUCUUAAGGCUAUAAAUUGAAACUACAUAUGUCAAUACAUUGAUCUUAUAACUUCAUAAAAUUAUAGGAUUGCCGUUGCAAUAGCACUAAAUACAGUAACAGGGAAAAUGUAAUUUUUAUUUCAGCUGUCAUUUAAAACUGGUUCCAAAUUUGAACUAUAAUUAAUCCUGUGCAGAUAAUUAUUUACAAAGCAUAUUGGGCCUGUUCGGAUUUUUUUUCGCUCUAAUUGAUGUUAAGUACAACCGUCUGUAUAUAACCUAUUGAGUUUUAUUUUCUUGAGUGCAAUACUUGGCAGAAUGAGUUUGGUUUGCUAUUUUGGAGGCAUAAAAAGCAAUAGAAGAUAUUUAGUGCUUAACGCCAAACUUUUUAUAUGCUUGUCUGGUUUGUCUUGCCACUGUCAAAUAGACAAAAGAUUUAGUAAAUCAAAUAUUGACUACAGUUUCAUCCUAUAACUCUCAUUCCAACGUUUCACAUUGAUAUCCUCAACUCUGCUUGUAUAUUAUACUACUGCCCUAAUUCUAUAGCUGUGUAUGUGGAUUGCUUCGCUAGUUGCUUAGAAAAUUAAUUUCUAAUUACAGAAAUCAUACCCAGGAAAAUAUUGUGUGUUUCACUGAACGCACAUUUUAAUGUCGAUUCAAAGUAGCAUUCAGAUUUUGAAUAACUGCAUUUAGGAUCGCAUGAUCCUUUUGUGCCUCACAUAAGACACUACUAGUUCUUUGGAUCGUGUUACUUCAGUUUACAGCCUCCAAUAAAUCACGUCCCUGAUUUGGGGUGGAAACGGAAGAAUAAGAGUUGCAUUUGAAGUGAAAUAGAUUCAUCCUGUCCAGCUGUCCAGACUUACUCAAAACCAAUAAUUAGUGCUGUAAUACUGUGUGUAGUUAAUUCACUGAAAAGUUAUAAGCAACAAAUUUGUGGUUUCUAUUACAGGUCAGAUACUAUAACUUUGACCUUCAAUCUGCUGAAACUUUUGAAGACACAGCAGAGAUAUGUGAUAAGGUAAAGGUUGAUAUUCAAAUGAUCCUGAGCUUUCUAAAAUCUUAACUUCCAAGUCUGAAAACUGUAUUUCCAAAUUUCAUCACAACAUAUCUAUUUUUCGUGACCAAAGUUUUUGAGUAAGUGCUUUUCUGCAUUUGUAGAAACAUUUGCUGGGCUAAAUUAGAGUGGGAGCAUUAGCAGGUUAUCCAUGUUAUCAACUAUAUAAAAUAUUAACAUUGGAGUUAUUUCUUAGCUGGCGCAGCAGCACCUUUUUGUCUAUAUUAUUUUGUGAACAGAAUUUUGUUCAUCAAACUCUCACUAUUAUUUCUCUCUGUUACGCUACACAAAGCUCAGCUUAUCAGCCUCCACCUGUCAGGAAGGUUUCUAAAGUUAGUGGAUGGGUUAGUCAAUGCACCAGGCCUGAGCUUUCCAAUGUUAAAUGCUUAUUAAAAAAAACAUUGGCGGCAGAACAAGGGAAGUUAUACUGUUACCGACAUGUAGCAUUGACAGUGUAACAAGCUUUUCCAGGUGGUCCCACCACACAAGUCAAACACCAUCAGCAGCAUUGUGCUACACAUUUGGCAUCAAAACAGUACGGUAUAAUUGGAAAGUAAGAUCGAUCCCUAUACACUAUUUCUACAAAAAAGAAUGUAAAAUGUGUAGAUGGCAAGCUUCCUAAACUAUGCCAAUACUUCUCUGUAGCCAGUGGUUUGAUGUCCAGCAGCUUCCUAGAGAUGAUUCUCUCUCUUCUACCCAUGUGAAAGCACGACUUUCUGCUACUCUGAGGCUCAGCGUGGUAGGAAACAGGAAUCCAGUGCUAUUAAGUUGUCUUUGUGAACAGGAAGACCCUCAUUCUUUCUUUCAAUUUCCUUCCUCCUCUAAUUAUGGUUGAUUCCUUUUUUUGUGUGGGGGACGGUUCUGCUAUAUUAUCUCGCCUCUGGACAGGGAUCAGGAACAGCAACCCUGACUCAUUUUCCCCUACUCUAACCCAGAGGAACUGCAGCCAAUUGUGCCAACUUCAGUUGCUCCCUCAAUGAAGAUCAGCUAACAGCACAAGCAACAAUUUAAACUGCACCCUAUACAACUGAGUUUAUGGCAGUGCCUUUAUCCAUUAGCAUAUCAGGGAAGCUUUAAAAGUCUUCUUAAGAUUUACUGUAUUCAUUUUAUUUGCCUGGCUCCUGAAGAUUUCUUAAUUUACUGUCUCAUAAUGAUUAAAUAUUUCCCACAGAGUGGUCUAACGUGCACUGAUCAUGAAUGCCACCAAACACAAGUCACUUGCACAAUUAUUGAAUGAGAAAGUAAGAAUUGCCAUGUGUUCCAGGCAUUACAAGCUGUGCUGUGUUCAGAAGUUGCAGCUCCUCUCUUCUGCUUAAAUAUUAUAAACUGAAUUAAAACAAGUGGCUAAACUAAUUGAUUGGAAGGCGAAAUGAUCUAGACCAGUCAGUUAAACUCCACGUGGGAUUAAGGUAUCUUAAAGUGUAUGCAAAGAUUUUAUCUUAAAAAUCUGUUUUUCAUCAAAAAUGUAUGAAAUCAACCAGUGUUGAUCUCAAACGUCCAUUUUGAUAUUAUAUGAAUUAUUCAUUCAGAAUCCCUCUGUUUUGCAGCCUGGAAAAUAUGAUUUGUAAAUUGAGAACAGCUCACUGUUAAUAUAUCAAAUAAUGUUUUUAAAAUGAAAGUUCAGGAUACCUUUGUUAUGCGAAUUGUGAUGAAGAAUGAUUUCAAUAAAAAUAACGGUUUCAACCUAA
Messenger RNA from Callorhinchus milii (elephant shark), 12865 nucleotides. RefSeq names its product Ral GTPase activating protein catalytic subunit alpha 2 (gene ralgapa2). The transcript is spliced from 41 exons. The coding region runs from base 123 to 6215 and encodes 2030 amino acids. Gene Ontology annotation, biological process: positive regulation of GTPase activity; regulation of small GTPase mediated signal transduction. Lineage: Eukaryota; Metazoa; Chordata; Chondrichthyes; Chimaeriformes; Callorhinchidae. Gene Ontology annotation, cellular component: nucleus; cytoplasm. The record is from RefSeq and is a predicted model, not a curated record. Gene Ontology annotation, molecular function: GTPase activator activity.